Haplochromis burtoni (Burton's mouthbrooder) is the source of this 953-nucleotide messenger RNA. RefSeq names its product runt-related transcription factor 3. The record is from RefSeq and is a predicted model, not a curated record. Gene Ontology annotation, molecular function: DNA-binding transcription factor activity, RNA polymerase II-specific; RNA polymerase II cis-regulatory region sequence-specific DNA binding; ATP binding. Gene Ontology annotation, biological process: hemopoiesis; neuron differentiation; regulation of cell differentiation. The coding region runs from base 1 to 921 and encodes 306 amino acids. The transcript has 6 exons. Gene Ontology annotation, cellular component: nucleus. Lineage: Eukaryota; Metazoa; Chordata; Actinopteri; Cichliformes; Cichlidae.
AUGCCGGCCAAGUUAAUGCCAAUAAAGUCCCAAGCUGAACAAAAUCCUGUGGUGAAGUGCCGCCUGCCACCAUCAGCCAGCACUCGUCAACUGGAUGAACAGGAGCUGAGGUGUCUCCACCAGUGCAGUACAGCUCCACCCAGAGGACUGGUCCCGACCGACAGCCCAAAUUUCCUCUGCAGCAGCCUGCCUCAGCACUGGAGGUGUAAUAAGACACUACCAAGAGCCUUUACUGUUGUUGCCCUGGGGAACGAUGUGCCUGAUGGCGUGGUUGUGACAGUGAUGGCUGGCAAUGAUGAAAAUGUUAGCGCCGAGCUACGCAAUGCCACAGCCACCAUGAAGCAAGGCUGUGCCCACUUCAACGACCUCCGCUUCAUCGGCCGCAGCGGCAGAGGUAAGAGCUUCACCUUGACGAUAAACGUGCUGACAUCACCUCCUCAGAUUGCCACCCUACACAGGGCCAUCAAGAUUACCGUGGACGGACCACGGCUGCCCAGACGUCAGAGGCAGAAGGAGAUGAAGGCUGGAGUUUUUAGGCCCACCAGCAGCAUCAGUAGCAGCACAGCUUCAUCAGAAUGCAGAUCCUUUCCUUCCACCUCUCUGUGGAUGAAUGAGUCCUUUCUGGGCCCAGUGACCUCUUUGGCAUCUUCAUUCGCUCCUACUCCCAGAAUGCACCACCUGCCUGCUCUCCCUUACUCUACCCAACCUCCUCCAUACAGUUCCUAUCUGUCUUCUCCUCCUCCUCCCCCCGCUCCGCUCAGCCACAGUGGCCCAUUCCAGGCCGGCAGCUUCCACUACGGGCCCAACCAACCAUUCCAAACCACAGGGGAGGACCGCAAUGUUGUCACAGCACUGACCAAUUACAUUGAAGGGGCAUGUCUUUCCAUGAGAGGGGAGGAGCCUGUUUGGAGACCUUAUUGAUGAUUGGAUUUAUUAUUUUAGCAUAAUGUAAG